Messenger RNA from Acanthaster planci (crown-of-thorns starfish), 1365 nucleotides. RefSeq lists its product as uncharacterized. The record is from RefSeq and is a predicted model, not a curated record. Lineage: Eukaryota; Metazoa; Echinodermata; Asteroidea; Valvatida; Acanthasteridae.
ACUCAAGUGCGAUAUCGUACAUUCACGUAUCACGCGCGUAUCGCACGGACCGUGUUAGCUGCCUGGACAUCUGUACGCGCACGCGCAAAUUUAAAAAGAGAUGUCACGAAGUUCGAAACUGCAAGCAGUGUGAAGAUUUUAUAAACGCAGUCAUCUUUUGAGGCCAAACGGAUUUUUGGAAGUGGAAUACAUCCAUACGCAUAGCUCAUGCCAUGAAGUCUCCUAGUGGGAUGACUAUUGUGGUGAUUCUAGGCACCCUCCUCUACAUCCUCACCCCACCCGUUGGUGGUGCUGCUGUCGGCGCAGCUCGGCUUCCCCGAGCGGAGCCACAGCCAACUUCGAGCAGCACUGACUAUGCCCAGCUGGCGCUGCUGCGUUUCCGGGCGAUAAGGGAUCUGAUCCAAGGCUUGCAGGAGGUGCAGGAGUCCUUCCAACAACGCGCCGCAGAAGGGAGCCUCCUAGACGCGCUGGGUAGUAUGCCCAAAUGUGGUGCAGUGGGAGAGUCGUGUGACUUGUACAGCGAAUGCUGCCCACCGCUGAUGUGCCAUCACCACACUCGACUUGAUUUGUCAAAGCCCAACAGUGGAAGAAUUCUGGGAUUCUGUGGAGCAAGGCACACGCAACGCUAGACUAACUCUGGGGACGAGGUCAUCUGGGCUUCAUAGACGAACCACGUCAGGCUUUGGGCAGGGAAAAUAACUUGCAUCCAGGAGAUGUGAGGAGGGUAGAAGAGAUAUUAGCAACUUGUUUCUCAACGGAGAUAGUGUACUGGGGUAGACUUGUUACGUACAGGCAUUGUUUUCCAGAAGGGAAAGGGUAACUUCGUGGGAUGGGUGCAGUUUCUAGAGCAAGUCAGGGCAUUGGGGAACAAAGCCUGGUUUUUACAGUUAAAGUGUUGGACAGUUGCCGGCUAAAGUUCAAUGAAAUAUUUGCUGAAAUGGAAUUACUGCAGAAAAUAAGAAAAAAACGGCAAUGAACAAGCUUUGCUGAUGAGAAAUCUUUCCAAAUUGAUCAUUCAAACAUGCAUUUACCACUGAAAAAAGGGGGUUUUGACAAACUUGUGUUCAGUCAGUGGCUCUAACAGUAUCUGUCAUGGAACAAAAUUCUGCAACUCUGUCACAUCCAAACACGUCCUGAACAUAAUAUUUAGACUUAAGUUUUUAGACAAAUUGGCAGUUUGCAUGCACUUAUUUGAAUCUCUAAAAUUUUUCGUUUAAUAGACAAAUGACCGAGUCUUUUAAGUAACUAGACUGAAAAUCUAUUUUUUAGUGAGCAUCACAGUUUGGAAUGGUUUCAUACAACAGUUGUUGUACAGAAAUAGAAUAAAAUAAACCUUGAAGAAAAAUGCAGUGAAACCUUAAAUUA